This is a messenger RNA of Paramuricea clavata, 1413 nucleotides long. NCBI's taxonomy places the organism in Eukaryota, Metazoa, Cnidaria, Anthozoa, Malacalcyonacea, Plexauridae. The record is from the annotation of a GenBank genome assembly.
AUGGCGAAUUAUCUUGCAUUCGUGUUUGCUUUUAGUGUGAUGGUUUGCAACGAUAUUGGUCUUGUUGGAUGCGUCGAUCAAUGUUCGACCAAUGUGGAUUGCGAAGGCAAUAUUUGGAGUAAGCAUUGCUGCCGUGGAUACUUCAGUUUCGGAAGCAAAGAUCGGAGUUGCACGUCUAUUUCGUGUUUAAACCACUAUUGCUCAAGUGACAGUGAUUGUGGCGACCCAUCAAUGUGUUGCCGUUCUAACGAAUGCGUCAACCAGGGAUGCUCAGGAUGUUCCGAUAAGUCAGACUGCGAUACAGGCCAUUUCUGUUGCAAGAAGACGUUUCCUUUUAACCAAACUGUCUGUGCUGCGAAUUGUAUCAGCCAAACUUGUAAUUCCAACGACGACUGUGCUGGUUGGGGAGAGUGUUGUCGAUCGGGAAAGUGUGUUAAAACAGGCUGUUACGGCUGUGAGUGCAAUUUGGAUGAAUAUUGUUGCAAGAAGAAGAGUUCCGGCUAUUGGGGAGAUAGUUGUGCUCAAAGUUGUGUUGGCGAAACUUGCAGCACGGACGAUGACUGCGGGGCUCCAAACGAGUGCUGUAUUUCUAACAAAUGUGUUGACCAUGGUUGUUCGGGAUGUACUACAAACUCACACUGCAGUAGUGGACAUUACUGUUGUAAGAAAAGACAGUGGUACGAACUGAGUGAAUGUAGUGAACAUUGUGUUGGGAAAUCUUGUAGUACAAGCGAUGAUUGUGGUGGCCCGGGUGAGACUUGUGAUUCUGAUCGUAGAUGCGCAGUUAACCAAGAAAGCAACACUGCCUCAAAAUCUCUACCUCCAUGGCUGAUUGCUGUUAUUUCUGUGAGUCUAGUUGUAUUUCUUAUUGCUGUUGGACUACUACUAGCCGUGUUUUGGUAUGUGAAAAGGAAACCACAAGUUAACACAAUUCAUGCGGGAACUAUGCCUCUACAGAACAUUCAGUAUCAAGGGGCAGAAAUACAGAAUCAACCAAACACCCAGUUUUCGCAUCUUAACAAUCCAACUGCAUUUGAAAAUCAACUUCAGCAUGGCAACAACAGCGUGGUUCGUCAAUCCCACAAUCCUCAAAGAUUUCAUAAUGCCGGACAGGGUACCCCAGACGAAGAUCCUCUAUUCCAAAACCCAACAAAAAAUCCACAACAUGUACAAGAAAACGAAAAUCAUGGAUUUCGUAUGAAUCCUACAAACUACGAUGACCAAGGACAUCACACUGCUAUGUCUUCAUAUCCUACACAAAGUAACAACGAAGUAACCCUGGAUGCGACACAAGAUCAAGACAGCAGUGGCCAGCAAAUGGAGAAUGCCCAGCAUCAAGGUAACGAUUACCUCCAUAAUCCUUUAUAUAACCCACAGUAUCAAGGCAAUCCAUAUCCGGAAUCCCACCUGUGA